This is a messenger RNA of Eurytemora carolleeae, 2281 nucleotides long. Its product is annotated as proline-rich extensin-like protein EPR1. The transcript has 5 exons. Bases 257 to 2281 code for a protein of 674 amino acids. The record is from RefSeq and is a predicted model, not a curated record. Lineage: Eukaryota; Metazoa; Arthropoda; Copepoda; Calanoida; Temoridae.
AGUACAAACAACUUUUCGCCGUACCACAGUUUUCUAGAUCGAAACUUCGUUACUGAAUAAACAUUUUCAAGAAGUUCUCAUCUAUGUGUGUCUGGUAGAAGAGAGUGUUUCCCUAACCUAAUUGCCUUUGGAUUUGUCAUUCUUCGAGUUACCUAUCCUUUGCUUAAGUACAUCCCGCUUCGAGUAACUUUUCCUUUUGUUCAGCUCACAUUUCGAUCUAGCCUUCCAAGGACUGUUCAAAAGUUAAACCCUCGAUAUGGAUCCAAUUAUUCCGCUCCAUCAGGACCCCCUGAAUGGAGAUGCCACAUUUCCGCUCCAUCAGGACCCCCUGAAUGGAGACACCUCCGAGACUCCACACCAGGAACCUCAGAGAACCACUCUGCUCCAUCAGGACCCCCUGAAUGGAGACACCUCCGAGACUCUACACCAGGAACCUCAGAGAACCACUCCGCUCCAUCAGGACCCCCUGAAUGGAGACAACUCCGAGACUCUACACCAGGAACCUCAGAGAACCACUCCGCUCCAUCAGGACCCCCUGAAUGGAGACAACUCCGAGACUCCACACCAGGAAUAUACCCCCCCAAAUACUAACAAACUCCCUCAACCUCCUCCCAACCACCCCAUCCUGAUCAUCACUGCUGCUUUCAAGCGGGCCAUCAUGCAGAAGGACAUCACCUUACUGGAGGCCUAUAUCAUACAAUACCUCCACCAACUGAAGACGAACGUUGAAUUCCGGGCAUACGACUGCCCCAACCUAAAUGCAUCUUACCUGACCGCCAAGAGAAUCCUGACCUCUCUCACUGCCUCAUUCACCCCUCUACCCACCUCUCCCCCUCUCACCAAACAAGCUCCAACACCUUCCGCAAGCUUUAAGCCCCAUCAGGACCCCCUGAAUGGAGACACCACAUUUCAGCUCCAUCAGGAACCCCUGAAGGGAGACAUCUCCGGGACUCCAAACCAGAAACCUCAGAGCAAUACUCCGCUAUAUCAGGACCCCCCGAAUGGAGACACCUCCGAGACUCCACACCAGGAAUAUACCUCCCCCCCUUCCCCUCCUGACCAUCCCAUCCGGACCUUCACCAAAUGGUUCCUGGAAGCAACCAAGAAGAAUAACGCCCUCGACAUAAGAGCCAUCAAUCAGCUGUUCAUCACCAUCUCCAGGAAUGACACGGACUUUGUGAGGUACGACUGCGCCGCCCUCUGCUACGCCCGAAGAACCGCCAUAGAUCUCCUGAACUCCCAUACCAACAUGACCGCUCCUCCUUCCAACCAUGAUCCUCCAACCAAUCCAGUCUCACUCACCAAUCCAGGACCUCCAACAGAACCUGAUCUGGCUGCCAAUCCAGCCUCUCCUCUCAAACCAGAUCCCCCAAACAACCUGGAACCUCCAACCAAACCUGAUCCGCCCACCUAUCCAAUGCCUCCCUCCAACUCUAAUCCUCCAACCAAUACAGCCUCUCCGCUCAAACCAGAUCCUCCAUACAAUCUGGAGAACCCUGCCGAACCUGAUCCACCCACCCAUUCAAUCCCUUCUUCCAACGCUGAUCCUCCAACCAAUCCAGCCUCUCCACUAAAUCCAGAUCCUACAAACAGCCUGAAACCCCCAACCGAACCUGAUCCGCCCACCUAUCCAAUCCCUCCUCCCAACCCUGACCCUCCUACCGAUACAGGACCUCCAACAGGAUCGGAUCCUGCUGCCACUCCAGCCUUCCCGCUAAAACCGGAUUCUCUAUUUGUACCUGAUCCGUCUACAACCACUGUUCCUCCACUCAACUCUGAUCCUCCUAUGAACCAGUUAUUCCCAUUCCUCGGCGUAGAAAAGCAGCUCCCUCAGGAAAUAAUCCACGGACUAGCAGAAGUCUCUGUAGCUGAGGAUCUAGCUCCAGACAAUUCAACUCAACAUCUCCCAGCUCAAGACGAGUGCUACACNCUGCUAAACCUACAAAACCUAGAGUUCCUAUACCUUUUAAGUCUUUGUUCAAUUCUCAAUGAUACCACUGUAUUCAUCUAUCUAGCCAUCUAUCUAGGACGGUAUAGAUGUGAGGUUAGCAGUGAAGCUCCGAUGUUCUCUACUAAGAGUGGGUUCGGAGAUCUUCUAGUUCUUGUUCUACCAUCCUCUCCUCCUGUUAUCCAAGGUGGACGAGGAGAUUAUGCUCCGGGAGAUUUUGUCCAACUAAACUGUACCUCAUCGGAGUCAAAACCUGCAGCAGAUCUUACCUGGUUUAUCAAUGAUAGUAGAGCAGAUCCUUCCUACGUAGUUCCUCAUCCAGAUCCGUCCUAA